AUAACAAGCGCUUACCCUCGCUUCUACUGUCACUCUUUCCCGCCACUUGCCUCUCUUUCUUCAAUCUUUUCUUCCUUCGAGUGUUGUUGGUGAAGUCGUGAAGAGGAAAUCAAGAUGUUGUGGGUGGACAAGUACAGACCCAAAACCCUCGACCAGAUCAUCGUCCAUGAAGACAUAGCCUCCAACCUCAAGAAAUUGGUAACGGAACAAGAUUGCCCACAUUUGCUUUUCUAUGGGCCCUCCGGUUCCGGCAAGAAAACCCUAAUCAUGGCCCUUCUUCGCCAGCUCUUCGGUGCCAGCGCCGAGAAGGUGAAGGUGGAGAACCGAACAUGGAAAGUUGAUGCUGGAAGUAGAACUAUUGAGUUAGAGCUAACCACAUUGUCAAGCAACAAUCAUGUGGAAUUGAGUCCAAGUGAUGCAGGCUUUCAGGACAGAUAUAUAGUUCAAGAGAUAAUUAAAGAAAUGGCUAAGAAUAGACCAAUUGACACUAAAGGGAAGAGAGGAUUUAAAGUAUUGGUGCUCAAUGAGGUUGAUAAGCUUUCAAGAGAAGCCCAACAUUCUCUUCGAAGAACUAUGGAGAAAUAUAGCGCUUAUUGUCGACUGAUUCUUUGCUGCAACAGUUCUUCUAAGGUUACUGAAGCUAUCCGGUCUCGCUGUUUGAAUGUGCGAAUAAAUGCACCUACUGAAGACCAGAUUGUUAAGGUAUUGGAUUUCAUUGGAAAGAAAGAAGGGCUUCAACUUCCACCAGGAUUCGCUGCUCGUAUAGCUGAAAAAUCAAAUAGGAAUCUAAGGAGGGCCAUUUUAUCAUUUGAAACAUGCCGUGUGCAACAGUACCCUUUUACGACUAACCAAGCUAUACCUCCAAUGGAUUGGGAGGAAUAUGUUUCUGAAAUAGCGAAUGAUAUUAUGAAGGAGCAGAGCCCCAAAAGGCUGUUUGAGGUUCGAGGAAAGGUGUAUGAGCUCCUGAUUAAUUGUAUUCCUCCUGAGAUCAUUCUCAAGAGAUUGGUAUAUGAAUUACUAAGAAAGUUGGAUGAGGAUUUGAAGCAUGUUAUCUGCCAUUGGGCAGCUUACUAUGAACACAGGAUGCGUCUUGGACAGAAAGCCAUAUUUCACAUUGAAGCGUUUGUGGCCAAGUUCAUGAGCAUCUAUAAGGCUUUCCUGAUUGAAACAUUUGGCUAAAGAUCAAGGCUGACAGACAAUGCCUAUAAAGCAGGCACUAGAAUGGGUUGUGCUCUUCUCCUGCUAUGCAGAUUGGUUCUGCUGAAUGAAAUGUGGACAACUUUUCUUUCUCAAGUUUAUGCUGAGUGUAGUGUUUUUUAUAUUUAUACAUGCUUUGCAUAAUUCCAUGUGUAUAUGUUGGAUUGUGUUUAAUUGAAGAAAAACGACGUAAUCCUUUGAUGAGAUUUGAAUAAUUUGAUGAUAUGAAAUGUGGAUGAAAAAUUAGUUCCAUCUACAGGAACUUUGAGCCUU
Tripterygium wilfordii is the source of this 1470-nucleotide messenger RNA. RefSeq names its product replication factor C subunit 3. Gene Ontology annotation, cellular component: nucleus; DNA replication factor C complex. The transcript is spliced from 11 exons. Gene Ontology annotation, biological process: DNA repair; DNA-templated DNA replication. Lineage: Eukaryota; Viridiplantae; Streptophyta; Magnoliopsida; Celastrales; Celastraceae. Gene Ontology annotation, molecular function: DNA binding; ATP hydrolysis activity; DNA clamp loader activity. Bases 115 to 1179 code for a protein of 354 amino acids. The record is from RefSeq and is a predicted model, not a curated record.